AUGCCUUCAGAAACUUCGGACAUCCCUCGUCCGUUAGCAGACUACUUUUGGAUUGCUGGCUUGGAUGGUGAACAGCUUUCAGAUGCCUAUUCUCAACCCCGAUGGUCGAAUGAGCCCAACGACAUUGCGAAUGGCAUCGACACAGCUAUCAAAGAGGAUGUCAAUGCUGAAAAUGAUGCCUCUUCUAUUUUAAAAUCUCCUCGGAAUUCUGCCGGUCAUUCGCGCCGCGAUUCCUACCAAAGGUUAUCCCAACUUUCCAAUGAAGCGAGGGAUAGCAUUCAAAGUUUGGAUGAUGUUGCAAGACCACAGAGCAGCCGCAGCAGUAUUACCAUCAAAGCAGGAGCCCCUGCUCAAAUUCCUCAGAACCAAAAUCAGGAUUCUCGCAUGUCCAGUGCAUUCACCGAAGUCGAUUUUGAGAAGGCCAUGAGUAAAUUCACCACCAAUCGUGAAGAAUUCUUCGUCGAUCUAACUUUCAACCCCAUGGAUCUCUCGUCUUCCACCAAGCCGGUUCCCUCCAAGUCUCGUCCUAGGACACAGAAGAUUGUCGCAUCUGAUGAACCAAACCCUUUGCCAAACCGUAAUUUCGGGAGCAUUCGGCGACAUCUCUCGUUCAAAGAUAUGUCCAGCGCCAAAAGACAGCCAUCCAUGGCACGACGAGUCUCAACUCGUACCGCUCGGAGAAUGAGCAGCUAUAAUUCGGUCAUUCCCAGCCCGGAAUCUUUUCAUUCUUCACCAAAUCAGCAUCCCCUCACUCGAAAGUUCGAACCUGUAUUAUUAGAGAGAUAUCCCCGACCAACCACCGUCGAUAAAGCCCCCGGUAGGGCCAAGUUCCCAGAAUAUUUACCUAUGUUUGCCUUCCCAAACGAUAUUAGAAUAGUGUCUUCUGACUCGAGACCGAGAUCGACAUGGCAUGAGUUUUCCAUGACAGCUUCGGACAAUUCCAGGUUAACGGCUGUGUCUGUCACAUUCUGGAUACCAGUCAGCCGCCAGAUCUCCGCCGAUCUGGAAAAGAAGUGUGAUGAAUGGCGCAAAGACCACAUGUCUGAAGCAGAGCGAGAAAUGGCCUCCUCUCUCGCCGAUAGACUCGCCAUUGAAAGUGCCAAAUUGUCUAGACUACUUACCCAAUUGCCACAAGUCUCCUCAGGCUCCCGUGCCCGUGACGAACUUGAAGAUGAGAUUAGUGCUGUCGAGGAGAAGAUUGGUGUCAUGUCUGAUAUGUUGAGACCCUUGCGACACGGCUCAGUCUCGGAGAUUCAGGGUUUGACAAGCGGCGAGACCAAGUUCUGGGUGCCACGAGCGUAUGGCAUCAUCGGCAAAGAUAGCUCCAUGGCCAACUUUUGGAGACAGUGGCUUCGAGCAAUUAUCGUUCCAAUGACUGACGGUGGUGUCCUACGAGUCUCACCCAGCUCGCCCAAGGUCGGCAUGUGGCAGCCUUUAGAGCGUUAUGUUUCAACCUUGUGCCUCGAAGCACCUUGCCCGAUAUCAUCCAAAACCCAAGUUCAAGUGUCAGUCCGAGAACUGAAAUUGUUUGCAAAGAAGGAAGCGGCGAAUGAACUCCCGGGCAGUAGGACAACAGACUUGUAUCCUCUAUUCAAAACUUUGACGAUUUCCAACAUCAUUCUAUUGUUUGAAUAUGUCUUGACCGAAUCUAGGAUCAUCUUGCUUUCCACCCAUACAUCAAUGUUGCAGUUGGUCAGCAAAGCAAUCUUGGAAUUGAUCUUCCCGCUUGAAUGGACUGGGGUCUAUAUCCCGGUUCUUCCUGCGAGAUUGAUCCAGGCACUUGACGCCCCCUGCCCCUAUAUCUGUGGCAUUGAUCGAAAGUACGAAAAAUACGACCUUCCCGAUGACGACUAUGUCCUGGUUGAUUUGGAUAAGAACGAACUACACAGUGUUGCUCCGCCUCCACACUUACCGAAACAGCAGAGACGAAAGUUGAUGUCGUUGUUAUAUCAAGCUGCACCUUUGCAUCACAGCUAUAGCGUGACGCCAGGUUCUCCUGCUUAUGCGGUGGAAACAUUUCCAUACCAAACAUUCGCAGCCGAGAACGAAACUGUGUUCACGGCCAUCACUAAAUCGACCAAUCUCUCAAAAUUGGCCAGCCUAAGCUCUUCGUUGUUUGGUCAACAAGCCACAACAGACACAAUUCGCCGUGCGCCGAUGUUCAAUGUUUUCCUUGCUGGUCUCCCUACGCGAGGAAAGAGCAUCGACGGUCGUCCGCUGACAUCAUCAACCGCACGACAUUCCAGCAAUACUGGUUCAGACACUCAGUCUCCCAUCACCGGUAGCUUUCCAUUACCACCCGCAUCCAAAACUUCAAGAAAUGACUCGGGCUACGCCCUCCAGACAUCACUUCGUGAGAAACGGUCUGGUCACUUCGAUUCGCUAUCCAAACGCAGCUUUUCUGGGUCCGCACACAUGAUGCGCAAGGGUAGCCUGCCAUUCAUCAAACAUAAUGCUAGCCCUUCAGGCAACUCGUUCUCUGAUAUGCGUAAUGGUUCGACAUACGCUCCAUCCGUGUAUGCACAAUCCACACUAGCAGCCUCGACGAUUAUGCCUGGGCUACAUGUCCAACCAGCAGUAGCGACCGAGGGCAUAUACUGGGCCGAAGGCCACUGUCUGCAAUGGAAAAUCAACGAGGGCGCAUCGACUUGCGUGCUUUGUGACGAAAAAGCACAAGAUGAUUAUUAUCGGUGCUCAGGCUGCGGAUUUGUUGUUCAUGAUCGCUGCGCUCAUCAAAUAACCAUUGUCUGUUCAGCUGCUUUCCACCCUGACCAAGUAAGAGCUGCGUUUGUGAGAUGCUUGGCUAGCUUGUUCUACACCUAUCGCCGCUUCAUGCAGCCAUCUGUCGCACAGAGCAGAAAGACAGGAUCGGUCUAUACAUUCGAUAAAGACGCCUGUCUCAACAGCCUCCCUCCAGACCAUGCCGAAUAUAUGCAGAUGCUCCACCAGACACAGGCUUGGAACGAGUUCAUCAUGGAUAGAGAGGAGAACAAAACAACCGCCGCUAUCGCGUUGUUCGAUGCAAUUAUCAACGCCAAGCGUGGGCGAGCAGGAUUACUUCGAUCGGGUCUUCCAGGUAUUGGUCUUGGCCGCAAAAGCUUCGCGCAACGAAGUGUAUCCGGAGGCGGUCGCCCAGAUCUUCUCUCGGACACCUCGACACAUCAAUGGAAGAUCAUCAAUGUCCCAGGCAGCUCUGAACGCCUUGAUCUCGGUUCGGCGGCCAAAGGCCGUGACUAUCAUACCAUCAUUAGUCGAACCCCGGCUAAGUUGGAAGAAGGCCUCUUCAAACAACAGGAACAGGUACCAGACCUUCCCAAGUUCACCAAGAAAUCACGUGUAAGCACCUUGAACGGCAUGAUGAACGGUCUAGGCAUGAAUGCGCCUUAA
Exophiala aquamarina CBS 119918 is the source of this 3387-nucleotide messenger RNA. RefSeq lists its product as uncharacterized. The coding region runs from base 1 to 3387 and encodes 1128 amino acids. The record is from RefSeq and is a predicted model, not a curated record. Gene Ontology annotation, biological process: regulation of Rab protein signal transduction. The transcript has a single exon. NCBI's taxonomy places the organism in Eukaryota, Fungi, Ascomycota, Eurotiomycetes, Chaetothyriales, Herpotrichiellaceae. Gene Ontology annotation, cellular component: cytoplasmic vesicle.